Messenger RNA from Racocetra fulgida, 759 nucleotides. The record is from the annotation of a GenBank genome assembly. NCBI's taxonomy places the organism in Eukaryota, Fungi, Glomeromycota, Glomeromycetes, Diversisporales, Gigasporaceae.
AUGUCAUCUCAAAAACCUUUGGUAGUCGUUAGUGGAGCUACUGUCCGUGCUCUUACACGUAAGCCUGAUUCUGAUAAAGCUAAAGCUCUUGCUGCAAAGGGUGUUGAAGUUUUCAGAGCCGACCUUUCCAUUAAAGAAGAUGUUAAGAAUGCGCUUAAUGGAGCUGAUAUUGCAUUCAUUGUCACCAGUUUCUGGGAUCCGUCCAUUUACCCAAAUAAUAUGGCUGAAGAAGAAAGACAAGGUAAAAUGAUUGCUGAUGUCGCUCAAGAAGUCGGAUUGAAUUGGCUCCUUUAUAGCGCCUAUACCUCGAAUUUUGGAACAUUUUUUCCUAUUAUUACAAAAGAUGAUGGAACAUCUGAAUUUGUUGUUCCAAUGGUUAAAGAAGACACCACAAUUGAGAUUGUUGACGCUGAGGCCGACACUGGCCCCAUUGUAGUUAAAGUCAUUGAAGAAGGACCAGAAAAAUGGAAUGGAAGGAGAGUUCCUAUUGCUUCAGAAAGCAUUUCUUUUGGAAAAAUUGCCGAAAUAUUGACUAAAGGUAGUCCCAAUCGCGAAGAAAUGAAAAAAGAAGUUCCUUACUUGGAUAAUCCAAAAAUAUCCGAUAUGUUUCGUUGGUAUAAUGACUACGGAGUCUUUCGUUCUGAAAAGGAAAUUAGCGAUAUUUCUAUUGCUAAAGUUUUGCACCCAAAUAUUACUACCUUUGAACAAUAUGCUCACAAAAAAUGGGAAUUACAGAGUAAACAGAUGACAAUUUUGUAA